Hyla sarda is the source of this 3384-nucleotide messenger RNA. RefSeq names its product ecotropic viral integration site 5 like (gene EVI5L). The record is from RefSeq and is a predicted model, not a curated record. The transcript is spliced from 20 exons. NCBI's taxonomy places the organism in Eukaryota, Metazoa, Chordata, Amphibia, Anura, Hylidae. The coding region runs from base 172 to 2601 and encodes 809 amino acids.
UGGUUGUGACACACGUCAGUCAUCAGAAGGUCGCAACCCUAUUGACUGCCCUAUUGUUGGCGUAGGAAAGGAGGCGGGACGAUGCCGUGUGUCUGAUUUCUCCGCCGUUCGGUGCUGGAGAGCCCCGGGGAGGGAGGAGCUGCGUGACAGCGCCGGGGCCUGGGCCCUGAGAUGAGCACUCUGGCCCCCCUUCAUCUCACAGACAUGGCCAGCCCGGCGCUUAGUCCCGAUGAUUCGUCCCUGUCGGCGGCGGUCAGCAUCUCGCCCUCGGACUCUGAGAACCUCAGUCCGGAUGAACUGGAGCUGCUCAGCAAACUGGAGGAGCAAAACAGGCUCCUGGAAGCAGACUCCAAAUCCCUACGCAGUGUUUCUGGAUCCUGCAGGACCAGUGUCACCUCCCCGGGGCCACCACCUCUGGACCAGGACAGCUGGGAGCUAUGGGGACGCAUUGUCACUCACUGGGAGGAGUGGACUAGGAGGAAGGAGAAGCUUUUGAAGGAACUUAUACGCAAAGGGAUCCCACAUCACUUUCGAGCCAUAGUAUGGCAGAUGCUGUGCAACGCAACAGAUAUGCCAGUGAAAAAGCAAUAUGCUGAUCUUCUGAGGAUGUCCUCUCCAUGUGAGAAGCUGAUUCGGAGGGACAUUGCUCGAACCUACCCUGAGCAUGACUUCUUCCGGGGUCAGGACAGCAUGGGGCAGGAGGGGCUGUUUAAUGUCAUGAAGGCUUACUCACUGAUAGACCGAGAAGUGGGCUACUGUCAGGGCAGCGCUUUCAUUGUGGGCCUCCUCCUCAUGCAGAUGCCAGAGGAAGAAGCCUUCUGUGUGUUUGUCCGGCUGAUGCAGGAGUACCGGUUACGAGAGCUGUUUAAGCCCAGUAUGGCUGAGCUCGGCUUAUGUAUAUACCAGCUGGAGUAUAUGUUACAGGACCAGCUCCCAGAGUUAAAUCUCCACUUCCGCUCUCACUGCUUCCACACAUCGAUGUACGCCUCAUCCUGGUUUUUGACCCUAUUCCUCACCACAUUCCCAUUGUCCAUAGCCACCCGGGUGUUUGAUAUCUUCAUUUAUGAGGGACUGGAGGUCGUAUUCCGAGUAGGGAUGGCUCUGCUGAUGGUAAAUCAGACCGAACUGAUGCAGCUUGACAUGGAAGGGAUGUCUCAGUACUUUCAGAAGGUGAUCCCACAUCAGUUCGACAGCUGCCCGGAUAAGCUCAUCCAUAAGGCGUACCAAGUCAAGUACAACCCAAAAAGGAUGAAACGAUUGGAGAAAGAAUACGCCGCCAUUAAAAGCAAAGAGAUGGAAGAGCAGAUUGAAAUCAAGCGAUUACGAACAGAGAACAGACUUCUCAAGCAACGCAUCGAAACUCUAGAAAAGGAAAGCGCUGCGUUAGCGGACAGGCUCAUCCAGGGUCAGGUGACACGGGCUCAAGAAGCGGAAGAAAAUUACGCCAUUAAAAGGGAGCUGGCUGUAGUGAAACAGCAAUACUAUACCGCCACCGAGAACCUGCAGAGCGCCCAAAAUCUCAUACGACAGCUGCAGGACAAACAGAAUGAUCCACGUGUCAAAGAAGAACUUGUCAGUCACCUUGAAUCCGAGCUAGAACAUUCCCGGCUUAGAGAAGCUGAGACAUUAGGAGCCUUAAAGGAAAUGCAGGAAAAAGUAGUGGAGCUAGAAAAGAGAAACAGUUCUCUCCCCGAUGAGAGCAAUGUUGCCCUGCUCCAGGAAGAGCUGCAGUGUCUGAGGAAGAGGGAAGCGCAUGCUCUGCAGGUCAUGCGUGAAGGACAGAAGCAAGUGACCGAGCUGAGUGACCGCUGGCAGUCCUUGUCUUCCCGGGGUGGAGGUAUUUGGAAAGACUCUCCUCGUAAGAGCGCAACUGGGGACCUGCAGGACGAGGUCAUGUCUUGUCGGUUACGAGAAGUUAUGGCUCAAAGCGAAACACGUGAACUUCGACAGAGGGUUCUUGUACUGGAAAGUCAGGAAGUGAUGCACGAGAAACAGCUGUCCCGUCUGGAGAAAGAGUGCAAGGAGCUGAGAGACAGGCUGCAGAACGAGACCGCACAGUACAAGGCCCUGCAGUCACAGAUGAGCGAGGAUAAGCGGAGACACGCCGUAUCUGAAUGUAAGAAUAAAGAAGAGGUCAUGGCGGUGCGGCUCAGAGAAGCAGAUAGUAUGGCAGCUGUUGCUGAAAUGCGUCAGCGGAUAGCAGAACUGGAAAUACAGAAAGAAGAGGGGAUGAUAAAGGGGAAACUGAAUGAUUCUGAUUCUUCCCAGUACAUUCGGGAACUGAAGGACCAGAUCAAAGAAUUGAGUCAGGAGAUCCUGAUUCUUCGAGGUCACAAACCUUACUCCGACUCCAUCUCCUUUGAUGGACUGGUCCUCUCCUCCCGCUCAGGGCGAGAAGAUGAAGACUCCCUCCCUUCUUCAGAUGAAGAGCUUCUCUCCCGACCCCUUGGAGCCUUGCAGGAUGCCCUGUACCCUCACUCCCCGCACAAGGCUUGCUUCCUGCGGCCUCUCAGAAGUUCCGCCAGCUCUGACAGUGAAGAGGGAGUGGAGACAAAUGGGGCCACAUCCGAUACCCCCCCUGAGCCUGCGGAGGAGGAAUAGCACAGGGGGACGAGGGGGCUGAAGCAGAGAAGCAUUUGACUAUUUCUUGGUACCUUGUCAUAGAACGACUGAACAGCUUCAGCUUCCUCUUUCAGAAUGAACACUCCUAUGGUACGUAAUGGGUGCUUGAACUGCACUUAUUUACCCCAAAGAGGAACCUUGCUGUUAGCCCAAUAGUGGGCGAGUACAAAGCACGUGACGCCGGCUCGUGGCUAAAUGAUGGGAGCGCCGAACAAGACUCUUGUAUAAAUUCACAUUGGGGUAAAAUGAAGCAGUUCUCAUAAACUACUCCUGUAGAGACCCUGUAGGUUAUAACACUAAUCUGAUGGCCGACACUACAGCUACAAGCUUUACCCCUAUCUAACAGAUACACCACUAUGGAGUCAUGGGGAAAUGGGGCAGUUGACGGUCCCAUACUAAAUCCCAUACUUGCACUAAAAUAAGGGGCAAUAAGAGUCCCGUACUUUUUGGAAAAAGUAGUUUGUAGCCCAUUUGCAGUUUUUGUAAAUGUCAUUUCUUGUGGGUUAUAGGGGACUGGAUUGGUAUUCCUGACACCUUUAUACAGUAUUUAGCAGAUUUCUGUACACCUAGUCACGGUAGAGGUCAUAACAUGUCAUGUCUAAAAAGCAUCCCCUAAAAACAGCGGGCAGCCAUUAUGCGGGCAGUACAGGCAUUGAGCUGUACAUGGCAUGGCGCCUGGUGGCUCGCUAGUUGUGGGGUUCUCCCAAGUAAUCCCAAAAACAAGGAGAAGCCCUUCAAUAGACCAAUGGAUGCAAAUGGAAU